UCUGUAGGCACAUUGAACCUUGCAGUCAAAAUUCAGGGUUAUUGAGAAUCCCGCUAAUUCCUGAUUACGUCACCAAACACGGAAGUGAGUCGUGUACGUGUAUGUGAUGUGAACAAAACUGGAACAAAAUGAUCGGAGAUCUGUUAAUAUUCGGGACUUUACUGGUGAAUGCGGGGGCCGUGCUGAAUUUUAAGCUAAAGAGGAAAGAGUCCCAGGGGUUUGGAGAUGAAUCCAGGGAGCCAACUACAGGUGACAACAUCAGAGAGUUCCUGCUCAGCCUGCGAUACUUCCGGAUUUUCAUCGCUCUGUGGAACAUUUUCAUCAUGUUCUGCAUGUUCCUGCUCUUUGGGUCAUGAUCAACGUGUGCACUCUGUGAACAUUCAACAAGAGGCUGAAUUAACUUUUCGAGAUGGAUGCUACAAAUUUCUCUUGGACUCUUCUGCUGCUUUGGCUGUGUUAAUUGCAGUUGUGCCCCAUUUUGUUUAUAGCUCAGAAAUGUAAAUUAAAGUGUUUUUUUUUUUUUUUUUACACUUUUGUUUCAGUUGUGACUGUCCCAUCAUAUUUAAUAUCCAUGACUGGUUAUGAAAAUAACACCCAGAAACCCACUUUUCUUUCCUCCAGCUGCACAUCUGCUGCAGCUGCAUUUAACAGAUAUCUGACAUUGAUGUUUUAUUUGUCGGCCGACGUAAGUCUUGUUCCUGCAUCUUUGAUUAAAACUUCUUCCUUUAGUGUGAGCUACAUGUGCUGUAAGUAGACAUAAAUGCUCUAUAUUGUAAAUGUGUCCACAUUCUUAAUAAACACUGUUUUCUAAAGAAA
Messenger RNA from Cololabis saira (Pacific saury), 816 nucleotides. RefSeq names its product small integral membrane protein 7 (gene smim7). The transcript has 5 exons. The record is from RefSeq and is a predicted model, not a curated record. NCBI's taxonomy places the organism in Eukaryota, Metazoa, Chordata, Actinopteri, Beloniformes, Belonidae. Bases 129 to 356 code for a protein of 75 amino acids.